Staurois parvus is the source of this 341-nucleotide messenger RNA. Lineage: Eukaryota; Metazoa; Chordata; Amphibia; Anura; Ranidae. The record is from the annotation of a GenBank genome assembly.
GCGACUUCAGGCAGGCAUUCUGACACUGGGUGGGAACCGGCUAACUGCCACUGACAUCCCCAGUGACACUAAUACAGUGAUCAGUGCUAAUAAAAAGCACUGACAUUGUACUAAUGACACUGGGCAGGAAGGGGUUAACGUCUGGGGUGAUCAAAGGGUUAACUGUGUGCUGGUUAACUGUGUGCUGUGUGCAUGCUUUACACUGUAAGCACACUGCUUUGACCGGCUCUGCUGUGCAGAGCCUUAUAAAGCAGUGUGCGGAAGCUGACAGGAGAGAGAUCUGUGUUGUUUAUACACAGGUCUCUCCCCCGUCGGUAAUACUCGCCAGCUGGGACCCGGUG